AUGAAAGGAAUAAUGUCUGUAAAACUCACCGGUGAAAACUAUGAGCAUGGUUUCCCCAUCUCACACGAGACCAUCACAAUUCCAGGACCGCCACUGGGACAGGUGACAGUUCGAGAUGUUCCUUCGACGGGAGUCGUGCACAAUACAAUUCGUCUUCUAACACCACUUUUUCACAUCAUCAACAGUAUCACAAGUUUCCCCAAAGAAAAUUCAAGAAUCUACAAUAUUUUCUCGCUUACCGGAGGCUUUUCAACCAUGGCCCACUUCCAAUUCACUCUUAGGUAUGAAGGAAUCGGUCCUCUUAUUGCCAACGUUCACUUUCUACGCAAUAUAUCGGAUUCCGAUUAUUAUGAAGGAAAAAUGGAUAUCGAAAUUAUAAACGAAGGACUCUUUAAGGCACCCAGUGAAGUGUAUAUGGAGAAAGCAUUUGGAGACGGCAUGGUAAAUUAUUCGAAAAUCGCUACAGGAGUGCUACGAUUUGAACGGCAGCAGAUCCAAUUCACUACCAUGCAGAAGAAUUCUUCAAGGACUCUUCGUGGAAGCAUUGUUGGAACGGUUCGUGUCCCAGUGGAUGGAACUUCCUGCCUUCUAGAGAGUACUUCUCUUGUAGAAGAAAGCCUAGACGGAUUCCGAGUUCGUUUUGGAGACAAGGGAUUCUGCAACACUGCUUGUCCUUAUAGCAGCGGUUUCUGCACCAUCUACUGCCUUGACUACCCAGUUCUUGAGUCCAAAAGAAGAUUGUACGCUGAACCUGAAGGAUUUAGAAUACCGCGGUUUACUGAAGAAGAGGUAGCAGAGGAACAGGAAAACGAAAGCGAUUUAAGUCUCAAACAGGAACACUCUUCCAUGAGAAGAAAACUCUAG
Molecule: messenger RNA, 864 nt
Organism: Rodentolepis nana
Lineage: Eukaryota; Metazoa; Platyhelminthes; Cestoda; Cyclophyllidea; Hymenolepididae
Source: the annotation of a GenBank genome assembly